AUGCUCCACCUCCCCGGCGCGGCGGGCGAGACGGGCCGGUGGUGCGCCCUCGGCGGACUGGAGAGGCCUCGGGAUCCCACCUCGGCCGGCGGGGGGGGAGACACGGGCGCGGGAGAGGGCGGGACGCGCGGCGGGGGAGAGAACCCCCCCGGACCGGCGACCGCCCGCCCCGCGCCCGAGCGCCCCCGCCGGCCUUCACCUUCAUUGCGCCACGGCGGCUUUCGCGCGAGCCCCCGACUCGCGCACGCGUUAGACUCCUUGGUCCGUGUUUCAAGACGGGUCGGGUGGGUGGCCGACGUCGCCGCCGACCCCCAACCCGACUCCGGGAAGACCCGGGCCCGGCGCGCCGGGGGCCGCUACCGGCCUCACACCGUCCACGGGCUGGGCCUCGAUCAGAAGGACUUGGGCCCCCCACGAGCGGCGCCGGGGAGUGGGUCUUCCGGGACGGCGGGGGUGGGACACGAGCCGGCGCGAGAGGGGACGGACGCGGGCGGGACCCGGGGCCGGCGCGGCAACGCGGGGCGGCGCGCGGGGAACCCUCCCCGCGGAAGACGCGCGCGUCUGGCGGACGGGCACGACCGCGGCGUCCCGCGGGACCGUCCGCCUCGGCGUGCGAGUCCGCGGGGCACGGGCACCCGCAACGCGCUCGCUCGCGGCCGGCGGCCGCGGCACGGGGCCGCCCUGACCCGACUCGAGCGCCCGGCGCGAAAACGUCAUCCCCCGGUUCGGGCAUCGCGGAACACAGUGGGGGGCGGGACGGACAAGACCCGGCCGCGGGCUCGUCUCUGCGCGGAUACCAACCCCCCCGGGAUGACCGCUCGCUCGCUCGCUCGCUCUAAGCCAGACGGGACCGCGAAGCGACGACCGCCAGAGUCUGAACUUAGGGGGACGGAGGGCCCCCGGAAGGGGGCCCUGCGAAGGGACACCCCCAGCCGCGCCACCCCCGCGGGGCAAGGCGCCCCGGGGGUGCCCACCCCCGAAGCCCGGGCUGCGGGAGAAGCGGCCCGCCCGCGAGCGAGCGCGGGCCGCCCCCGACCCGGGACGGGGGCGGAGUCUGGGAGAGACCGGGGACCGGCCUCCCCACGGGCCCGCCGCCCCGACCCCUUGGACGGACGGGCGACCCCCGACGGGUCUUUAAACCUCCGCGCCGGAACGCGAUACCAGGUACCUGGACACGAGAGGGCGGACGAGCGAGCGGGGGGGGGGCGACACCGCGACGGGAGGGCGCGCGGGCCCGUGCGGCGGCAGCAGCGGGAGGGAGGGGCACGCGCCCGUCCGCUCCCGGCCACCCGGGCCCGGAACCCGGACCCGCCGCGGCCGCCCCCGCAAGCCGGCGGGCGACACGACCCACCCGCAACAUGCCUUAACCCGGGCAACCGGCUCGCCCACCCGGCGGCACGGGCGCCGCGGGGACGGCACCGCACACGGCCACACCCACCGGGCCGACGCCGGCCACGCGAUCCCAGCCGGCCUCCCUACCGCUCCUUCCUCUCCUCUCUCGCGCCCCCUCGCCAACUCAACCCGUCCGCGGCCGCGGGAAACACCGGGACGGGGGAAGGUCCUCACCGGCACGGCCGCCCCGGGAACGGGCGGGUCCCUCCUCCCAGGCCGGCCCCGACGUGCGAGAGCGGGUCACACGGGGACGGACGACGACGGCGACGCGGGAAAGACGGCGACGACGACGAGGAGGAGCCCCGAGGGACCGCGGCGCCGGAAACCCCGGCGGAUCGCGGAAGGCCACCCUCGCGCCGAAUAGUCAAGUUCGACCGUCUUCUCAGCACUCCGCCAGGGCCGUGGGCCGACCCCGGCGGGGCCGAUCCGAGGGCCUCACUAAACCAUCCAAUCGAAGCCGGCCCGAAUUCACUCACUCGCACGGACGCGGGGGCCGAGCGCACAGCGACCCGCGCCGCCGCGGACCGGCGGUGCCGGCAGGGGGUCGGGGGUCCGCGGCGACGACCCGUCGGCGACAAGUCACCGGCCACCGGCGGCGGCCGGAGGCGGCGGCAGGGACCCCGGGAGGCGGGCGACACCAAACCCAACGCACGCGAGCACGCUCACACGCGGACACCGCCGGCACAGAGCGGACAGGGCCAGGCACGGGAACCGGGGUCGCGCCGGGCACGCGGCGGCGACACGCCGAGAGAGCACAACACCCCGGAUCCGGGACAGGGGCGGGGACGAAGCCACACGGCUCGAGACGGAGGAGACGAUGCGAUGCGGGCAAGCCUACGCACGGCAAAGCGGGAGGGAGGCGCGGGAACCCGGGACAACAUCGCGCAGGCACGCGAGGCGGCACCCAGCGGGAGGAGGCACGUCGUGACGCCGGCUUCGGGCCCCUCGGACGGCCAACUCCCGAGCGAGGGACGCACGCGGGAAUCUCACCACCAUCGCCCCCGUGGCGUACCGGCGGUCCCGCUGGCAGGAACCCUCGUCGUGAGCAAAACCGAUCCGGGAAGACCCUUCAAAAGCCACCGCCGCCGCGACGACGUGCCUCCCCCACACCGGGGGAGCAGCCUCACGAGCUGA
Molecule: messenger RNA, 2526 nt
Organism: Dipodomys spectabilis (banner-tailed kangaroo rat)
Lineage: Eukaryota; Metazoa; Chordata; Mammalia; Rodentia; Heteromyidae
Product: collagen alpha-1(I) chain-like
Exons: 7
Coding region: 1-2526 (841 amino acids)
Source: RefSeq, a predicted model, not a curated record